CAACGUAUAGUAUAUAACCGUUUUUUUACAAUAACUGAAUUUAAAUCGCGUCUAUUCGAGCUCGUGCUUCCCUGCACAUGACUAAUUGGGUCGUUGCUGUUGUUUCGGAUAUAUCUUUAAUCCAAUUUGGCCUUCAAUGAAAUAUACGAACAAUGGAAAGCAUUACUAAAUUUAAUGUCUGGGAAGUAAAGUUGUUCUAUUAACAAAUCCUGUAACUAGAUAGCGAGUCGAGUUUUACGCAUUCAAAAUGCAGGAAUAUCCCUCAGGCAAAACUUCUGUAGCAUUUCUGGCAUACCUUUUUGUCAACAGAGAACUGAGCCAAUCGGCCAAGUAAAUUCAGGCACUUGAGGCUAACCCCAAUCCAAAGUCUAACACAAAAAUGGAUAAUUAAUACUACACUUCUAAGUAUGUUAUGUGUGAGUGAAGGGAAAGCUGAAGACUUCGUCAGACACUAAAAAAGUGUUCAUCGUUACACGUACCACAAACGGAUAGUGGAACUGCUCAGCCGGCCAAUUGCUCUUGAUGUCUCAGCGAGAACUAGAAUAACCAAGUGGAUUAUCAGUAGCGAAACAAAAUGUAUGGAUUCAUCCACUGUGCUCUGGCUGAUCUUGUAAUCAGUAAGUUUGGAGAAGAAGUUUGGCGGAAGAUAAUCGCCAAGGCUGGCGUCGAACUUGAUGGUGGGUCCUAUCUUAUCCACAAGAUUUACGAUGAUCAAGAAACAUUAAGUCUGGUUGGUGCCGCGUGCGAAGUUCUGGGGCUUGAGCUCAAUCCUGUUCUGGAAGUUUUUGGAGCGCAUUUCCUUGAUUACUGCAUUCAGUCUGGCUAUGAUCGCAUUCUUCGGGUCCUUGGCAGGAAUUUGCACGAUUUUCUUUGCAAUCUCGAUGCCCUACACGACCAUUUACAAUCCAUCUACCCAGGAAUGGAAGCACCUUCAUUUAGGUGUACAGAAACAGACGACGGGACGUUGUUGUUACACUAUUAUUCCAAACGACCCGGGCUUUCAUACAUUGUCAUAGGACUUGUUAAGGCAAUAGCACACAAGCUAUUAAACACGGAGAUGACAGUCGAGAUACACGAAGAUGCAGACGAAAACAACGACCAUGUAACAUUCGCCAUACGAGAGGCCGAGUCUAAAAGUCCCACCACAUCAAAACUAGGCUUGCAAACCUUUGACACACUGGGUCAAGCAUCGCAAGUCACCUCACCAACACAAAAAGUGAACGAGAAACGUGCUGACAGCAUGAGCUUGCUUUCAUUUUGCAAGGCUUUUCCUUUCCAUGUGAUGUUCGACCGCAAGCUUCAAAUUAAACAAACGGGCCUUUCACUUYUACGACUGUUAAAAUGCAAACCACAAAGCACUAAGAAAUUUACGGACAUUUUUGAUCUAGCGAGACCUCGCAUGGAGUUCAGUUUCCAAUCUGUCAGAUCACAUAUUAAUACGGUCUUCAUCGUUACCACAAAACCGGGAGUAAUUGAAUUGUGCGAUUCGACAUCAGAACMAGAGGAUUCAAAAGCUGCAGUACUGCGUCUCAAAGGACAGAUGUUGUAUAUUCCUGAAUGCGACUGUCUACUUUUCUUAUGUUCACCACGCGUUACGAACCUAGACUCGUUUAGACGAAAAAACCUCUUCUUCAGUGACAUCCCCGUCCAUGAUGCYACCCGUGACCUGCUCUUUAUGACACACGCAAGGCGAGCCGAGAGAGAAUUGGUUGAAAAAUUGGAAGAAACCAGCAACAAUUUGAAAAAGAUUGAAAGCAAACUGAUUGAUCAUAAAAAGAAGACCGAUGAUUUGCUUCAUUCAAUUUUGCCCAAGGAGGUCGCCGCUAAAUUACGCUUAAAUCAACCAGUGCCUGCGGAAAGCUAUAAAGUGGUAACGAUUUUAUUUAGUGACAUCGUGGGGUUUACAGCACUCUGUUCAAAUGACGAUGUUGUACCCAUGGACAUAGUCAAGUUGCUCAACAAGCUGUACACGUACUUCGACAUGCUGUCGGGUAUGAACGAUGUUUAUAAGGUGGAGACCAUCGGUGAUGCAUACAUGGUUGUAGGGGGGCUACCACACCCUUGCGAUAAUCAUGCAGACAAAGUCGUAAGCAUGGGAUGUAGUAUGAUGGAAGCUACUGAAGCUGUUCAUUCUCCUGUUGAUAAGAACCCUAUAAAGAUACGUAUUGGUAUUCACACGGGAUCUGUAAUGGCUGGAGUGGUAGGAAAGAAAAUGCCGAGAUAUUGCCUGUUCGGCAGCACUGUGACCCUUGCAAAUAAAAUGGAAUCUGGWAGUCAGCCAGGUCGAAUUAACAUCAGCGUCGAUACUAAACAGUCACUCCAACAGCCUAAAGAUUACCUCUAUGAAGUCAACGACGUAGUGGCAAACCCACUGCCGUGUUACUUCGUAAAGAGAAGUGCCCUUACAGCAAAAAGGACCUCGUUAGUUGAUAUUACAUCGUCUGUGGCACCUAACAGUAUUUGUAUGUUUCGAUCUCCAAUGGGUUCACCGACKAACUCUCCGACGGCCACACGAAGGCGCGCCAGUUCUGUAGAGCCUGUAUCGAUAACGAAAGAAAAGUCAACCCCAAAGCCUCCAAUUUGUCCCGUCAAGAGACGAACAACUGUGCACAAAAUGCCUGGCAGGAUAAAGAAAGACGAGAAUGGGUUAACGAGCACUCCGGAACUGGAGUACGUCCCCGAUGAUAAUGAUGAGUUCAGCCUUGAUGAUAAGUCUUUUGGUGAAAUGGAYAGAGAGAAGCUAGUCGCUCUCAUGGGAUUACAGGAAAAGAUCGACGCGAUGAAGAUUAAUAAUGACUUUACCCACGUAAACUCGAAACAAAGCUAAUUGCAAGCUUUUUGGUCAUUAAYUGCAAAUGGCGGAUGUUCAAUCUAGGAGAUAUACAAUAUUAUGUUCUGAUCCCAUCUCUUGUAUAAAAUAUAUAUUAUCAAGUUGCUCUCUUAGAGAGAAAGAUAUAGGUACUGUUGCGCUUGUAACUGAAGAAAACYUCAACAAAAGGUACUCCUGAGGCGAGUGACACUUCAGUUCGUCAAAAAAGUUUAAGUACAAACAAAUGCAUUAAGUAUAUAUAAAGACACCUUUUAUAGCAAUAAGAAGGUAAUGGUUGGAGUGCAUUACCACCUGGACGUGUAAAUAYAGCACUUUCAUAAGAAAACAAGAAUAGUACGAAAUGAUGACUAGGAUGUGAAUGUUUUUUAGUUAUGCAUGGACGAUGUAUCAUUUUUACUUGUUCAAAAGUGUACUAUAACUGCAAUCCAUAUAUUAAAAAAUGUUUAUAUCAUUGUAAUAGAAGCACUACCCAGUGCUCGGUAUGUUUGGACAAGUUUUUUUUAUACAGAUUGACACGUGCAUGAUGAUAUCGGUGAAGACAGGUGCACACUACUUUGCUAGACUGAUAGUUGAACUGUAAGGGAGGUCAUCGAUGAUCGUUUUACUAAUAUAAAUAUAUUUGACAUGUUGUA
Molecule: messenger RNA, 3462 nt
Organism: Exaiptasia diaphana
Lineage: Eukaryota; Metazoa; Cnidaria; Anthozoa; Actiniaria; Aiptasiidae
Product: guanylate cyclase soluble subunit beta-1
Exons: 8
Coding region: 575-2827 (750 amino acids)
Biological process (GO): response to oxygen levels; cGMP biosynthetic process
Cellular component (GO): guanylate cyclase complex, soluble
Molecular function (GO): heme binding; guanylate cyclase activity
Source: RefSeq, a predicted model, not a curated record